Penicillium malachiteum is the source of this 3678-nucleotide messenger RNA. Its product is annotated as ankyrin repeat domain-containing protein. Gene Ontology annotation, molecular function: protein binding. NCBI's taxonomy places the organism in Eukaryota, Fungi, Ascomycota, Eurotiomycetes, Eurotiales, Aspergillaceae. The record is from RefSeq and is a predicted model, not a curated record. The coding region runs from base 1 to 3678 and encodes 1225 amino acids. The transcript has 3 exons.
AUGUUGAAACAUGCAAAGAAGGUCCAAAUUGCUCUAGAUGCCCUUGACGAGUGCAACUCAAGAGGGGACAUCUCUCAGUGUUUGUAUGAUCUUACCUGCUCCGACCAUGACGAUUUGCAUAUCCUUGCUACUAGUCGAGAAGAAGAGGAAAUCGAGUCUGGAAUGAAGUAUUGGCUGCAUCAGGAGAAUAUCAAUUCCAUCAAUCAAGAUGAAACCAACAAAGAUAUUAGCAACUUUGUCACGGAAAGGUUGCGUAUCGAUCGAGGAUUUCAAAGAUGGCGUUCGACUCCCCAGCUUUUGAGCGAGAUUGAGGCGGAGGUCAGCCACAAGGCCGGUGAAAUGUUUCGAUGGGCAGCAUGUCAGCUGGAUAGUCUGCAAAAUUGCCUAGAUCUUCAAAUGCUUCGAAACUCUCUCCGAUAUCUCCCUGAUACACUGAACAAAACGUAUGCUCAAACCCUGGCUCGUAUAGACCACAAAUAUCAAAAUCAUGCUCUACGGAUUCUGGAUUUUCUCACCUACUCAGAGCGCCCGCUAAUGAUCGAAGAAGCCGUUGAUAUUGUGGCCGUUGAAGUCGGCAUAGAACCUGCAUUUGAUCCCUCCAUGAGAAUGGUUGUGCCUCAUGAGAUUCUUAAACUUUGCUCAAGCCUUAUUUUCAUCGGAGUGAGAAGUUUUGGACAUGCUAAAAUCAAAGAACUUCGAUUGGCGCAUUUUACCGUGAAGCAAUAUCUCGUUUCCGAGAAGAUUGCCCAGACACUAUCACCUCACUCCACAGAGCUCGCUUCUCUAUUACAAACGAGGAUGCAAGAAGCGGUUGCAAAAGGAGAUAUGACGGUUGUAUGCCUGGAGUAUUUGUCGCACCUAGACGAGAGAAUGACUGCAAGCCAGAUCCGAGUCGAAUUCCCCUUAGCGCAAUAUGCUGCACAACGUUGGAUGGCUCAUGCAAAGCCACGCGAGGGAAUAGAAAGUGUCAGUGAAUUUAUACUCAAGUUCCUGCUAUUCCGACCCAAAGGUUAUGCUGUGUGGGGUAAACUCAUUGACCCCGAUCAGCCGUGGGACGGUCCACGUUGGAUGGAUAAGGAACUUGCGAGUGGAUUGUACUACGCAUCUCUCGCAGGGCUCUCACUGACGGUGACCAGACUGCUCGAGAAAGGAGCUGAAAUAGAGGCACAUGGUGGGACCUACCAUAAUGCCGUCCAGGCAGCUUCCUCAAGUGGGGCGAUAGAAGUAGUUGAGCAAAUUCUCAGCCAUGCAGCCAAUCCAAACGUGCAAGGAGGUCUUUAUGGAAGCGCUCUCCAGGCAGCCUCCGUUUGGGGACACCAAAGGAUAGUCAAGCUUCUAAUUGCCUAUGGUGCAAGGCUGAACCUAGAAGGUGGCAUGUAUAGCAGCCCAUUUUAUGCUGCCUGUGCAGAGGGCCAUCUGGAAAUAGUGGCUUUUAUGAUUGAUUAUGGGGCUAAAGUGAAUGAAGAAGGCCUACAAAACCUGUCAACCCUGCAUUACGUCCAUUCAGAGAAUUCCGAGAGGCUUGGGGCACAAAUUGAUACCUCAACUAAUUUGGGAUAUACUCCUCUCCUGAUGGCUUGCGAAGAAGGUCAUCUUGAAAUUGGUCAGCUUCUUAUUGCAAAAGGGGCAGACCUUCACGCUCAAAUACACGAUGGUCAAAAUUGCUUAACAUUAGCUUCACAACGAGACGGGAUCCAUAUAAUACAGGUUCUCCUGGAGAGAGGUGCCGAUAUUGAAGCAAUAAACCAUCAAGGACGUACUCCCUUGAUGGUUGCAUCAUCCAAAAAUUUUGUUGAAUUGGUUCUACUUUUGCUGCAAAGGGGUAUCAGGGUAAAUACGCCAGAUUAUGGUGGUCUUACAAGCCUCUACCCUGCAAUCUUCUGCAACAACACCGAAAUUCUUGAGAUCUUGUAUGCGAAUGGUGCAGACAUAUAUACCAGGUUUCCACCCUCUGUGUUGAGGCCUCUCGAUUACGUUUCCUAUUUUGGCAAAAUCGAGGUAGCCAAGUUUCUGCUACAGAAAGGCGUGGAUGCAAAUCCCGUGAACCAAGAUGGUAUGACGCCUUUGAUGUACGCUGCUCUCAAUGGUCAUGUUGAAACUAUGAAACUCCUCAUCGAAAAAGGUGCCAAUCCUAAUGCCGUGAACGAUUCUGGUGGAACAGCCCUACUGUUUUCGAUUAAAGGAGGCCAUUUUGGAGCUUCAAAGCUGCUCCUAGAAUUCGGGGCUCAUACUGACGUGAACGGAGAGGGGUGGACUCCGCUCAUUAGAGCAUCUUCCAAGGGAUACUCUGAGAUAGUCCUAUUAGUACUUGACCACGGCGCGGAUAUAAACAUCACUACAAUCUUUGGCUGCACAGCCCUAUAUAGGGCUAGCCAAGAAGGUCGGACCGAUGUUACCCAGUUGCUUCUCGAACGAAAUGCCAAUUCUACCCUCGCACUCGGCGACGGGCGUACACCACUGUUUACUGCCUCACAAGAAAACCGUGUGCAGAUAGUCACGAUGCUCCUUGAAUAUGGGGCUGAUGUCAGCUCAAGAAACAAAGAUGGGUGGACCCCACUUAUGGAAGCUUCCUUCAAAGGACUUACUGAAAUAGUCCGACUACUCCUUGAUCAUGGAGCCGGGAUAAACAAUACCGAGCACAAGAAUCACACGCCUUUGUAUCUUGCUUCCCAAGAGGGUCGGAUCGAGGUUAUCAAACUGCUUCUAGAAAGAAACGCCAAUUUCACCCUCGCUGAUUCGGAUUUGUGUCCACCAAUUGCUGUUGCGUCAAAAAGAGGCCAUGUAACUGCUGUAAGACUGUUGAUUGAGAAGGGUGCCGACUUCAACACGCCAGAUUUCAAGUGCCAUCAAUGUCUUUGUUGCAACCCUAGUCCAGUUGUGUAUGCUUGCGCGGAAGGAAAUCUUGAGGUUGUGCAGCUCCUUUUAGACCACAGUGCUGAUGAUGCGAUCCUGAAAAGUGGGAUCUCAGAUCUGGGAGUCAGUGCUGCACGAAGGGGGCACCUCGAUCUACUCAAAUUUCUCGUCGAACAAGGAGCCAGUACCCUGGAAAAAGAUAAACACGGUCACACUCCCCUUCUAGUGGCAUCUUUUCAAGGCCACUUGAAUGUUUGCGAAUUCUUGAUUGAGAAGGGUGUGAGGAUAAUGGUGGGCGAUAAUGAUGGUUGGACAGCUCUUCAUACGGCCUUUUCCGGGGGCCACUUGAAUGUUUGCCAACUAUUGAUCGAAAAGAAAGUGGAAAUGAUGACGGUGAAGAAGCAUGGAUGGACAGCUCUUCAUGUUGCAUCUGCCCGUAAUCGCUUGAAGAUUUGCCACUUAUUGGUCGAGAAGGGGGCCGACGUCAAUAAUGGCAAUAAAGAUGGGUGGACGCCAUUGCACGAGGCAUCUUUCCACGAAAAUCUUGAGAUUUGUAGGUUCUUACUGAAAAGCGGUGCAAGGCUAGAAAAGUCUGACCGUGAAGAACGGUUGCCGAUGCACUUGGCCGCAAAAAGUGGGCACUUUGAGAUUGUCGAGACAUUUUUGAAUGAAGGAGCCGAUUUUAAUGCACCCGAUCGCAGUGGAAAGAGUCCCAUUGAUGUCGCAUUAUCCAAUAACCAUAUGAAGAUCGUGGAAUUGUUAUCAAACCAUCAUAGCGCCUCCUCUCACACUGGCACUUCCAGCCCAUGUUUACCCCAACACUAG